Canis lupus familiaris (dog) is the source of this 1372-nucleotide messenger RNA. RefSeq names its product transmembrane protein 234 (gene TMEM234). NCBI's taxonomy places the organism in Eukaryota, Metazoa, Chordata, Mammalia, Carnivora, Canidae. Bases 409 to 834 code for a protein of 141 amino acids. The record is from RefSeq and is a predicted model, not a curated record. The transcript has 5 exons.
AGGCGGUCCCACCCCUUUCGGGGCUUCCCAGACCCUACCCGGGGUUCCUCUGCCGCUUCGCCUCCCCUCCCUGAACUUGAUCUCCGCCCGAUCCCCAAUCUCCGGGCCGCCGGAUCCAUCCACCCGCCCCCCGGGGCCUUUCCUACCCACCAGUCGCACCCGGGGCGUCGGAGAGCGAGGGAGGGAUGUGGGGGUGGCUGACGGGGGAAAAGAGGCCCGAGAAGGGCUGGGCCCGGCGGGUGGCCCUUUGUCGGGGAUGAGGGUCACUCGCAUCUCCCUCCAGGGCAGGUGCUGGCUCUGGUGCUGGUGGCCGCCCUGUGGGGUGGCACACAGCCGCUGCUGAAGCGGGCCUCCGCCAGCCUGCAGCAGGUCCAUGAGCGGACGUGGGCCCGGCAGUUGCUGCAGGAGAUGAAGACCCUCUUCUUGAAUACUGAGCUAUCCCUUCCUCCAAGGAAGAACAUAUCUAGAAGCUCAAAGAAGGCAGGGCUGCUCAAUCAAGUAUCAAUCACAGUGACUGCAGAUUUCUUCUGUUUCCAGUAUUUGAUGCCCUUUUUCCUCAACCAGUGUGGCUCCCUUCUCUACUACCUCACCUUGGCAUCGACAGAUCUGACCCUAGCUGUGCCCAUCAGUAACUCUCUGGCCAUUGUCUUCACAAUGAUUGUUGGGAAGGUCCUUGGAGAAGAUAUUGGUGGAAAAGCUCUCCUGCUUCCUUACAGCCAUCAGAGUUUCCUUCUUCCAGGAGCACUCACAGGCAUGGUGCUCACCGUGACAGGAAUUGCACUCUGCAUCACAAGCUCCGUGAGCAAGACCCAGGGGCAACUAUCUGCCCUGUGAGUGGGCCGAUGCCACCCUCCAGCCCUUCUACCUCCAGGAACUCCCUGAGCUGUGAGGUGCAGCCAGUGAGCAGAUGGACCUAGCACUUCCCCCUCCGAGCCUCAACACCCUCAUCUCUUAGGGUGCAUUAGCUACCUCAUGGUGGCUCACACAGGAGAACUGCAGUUCAACUGCUAGGAUUUAGCACGAGAGACUUCAUACCUCCCCAGCAACCUUUCUGCCACAGCAGCAGGGGCCAUGGACGGCAUGGAGAUGGCCAGCUGCAGCCUGAGCCAGAAAUGCAAACAGAAGGUUUCUAGGGCUGUCAGAGGCCUUGGCUGGCUGAGGUGAGGACCUGAGGGGAAGAAGGUACACCAGAAUGGCAGGUGUAGAGAUGAACAGUCUAGGAGCCUUGCCUGUUCCACUUGUGAGAUGGGUGGAAAUCCUCACCUGCCUACCCCUCUCAAAUAGACAGCCUGGGGUCCCAACCAGGUCACUUCAGUCAAGUGGCACGGUGCCGGGAGAGUAGUAGCCUCAAAUAAAUCUGCACUAAACAGAC